This is a messenger RNA of Rosa chinensis, 612 nucleotides long. RefSeq lists its product as uncharacterized. Bases 1 to 612 code for a protein of 203 amino acids. The record is from RefSeq and is a predicted model, not a curated record. Lineage: Eukaryota; Viridiplantae; Streptophyta; Magnoliopsida; Rosales; Rosaceae. The transcript has 3 exons.
AUGACGUCUUCCUUGCAAAUGCUUGCGUACGGUGCUGGGGCAGAUCAAUGUGCUGUGUAUUGUCGGAUGACGAAAUCCAUCUCCAUCACAGUCCUUCAGCAAUUUACAAGAGGAAUUGUUAAUCUAUACUCAGUAGAAUAUCUCCGCGCUCCUAAUGCGGUCGACCUCAAACGACUUUUGGCCAAAGCUGAGAAAAGAGGUUUUUCAGGAAUGAUUGGGAGCAUUGAUUGCUACUAUCUGGCUGACAGUAUUUAUCUUCGGUGGGCAACUUUCUUGAAAACUAGGAGCUGCUUGUGGGAUAAAGAGGACAAUCAAUACAUCAUGUUGACUUGUAUUAUUUUACACAACAUGAUUGUCGAGGAUGAACUACCUGAAGACAGCGAUGAUGAGUUGGAAUCCGAUGAAGAAGAGGAGAACAAUAUGAGGCCCAAGAUUUCUAAGGUAUGGGAAGGACUCACCGGUAGUGACUUUGAUCCUGUUGGUAGAGAUGAUCAUUAUAUGAACGGAUCCAUGGAUCGAUACCAAAAAAUUAGAUCUGAGUACACUCACUCAAACCUUCAGGAAGAUCUCAUUAAGCACUUUUGGGAAGUUAAAGGCAACAGGCGUAUCUAG